AUGACAGCAGACACUCUCACGGCAAUUCCUCUGCCCGACGCUCCUCUGGGAGCCACCAUCCAGCUGCCCACCGGCAUCACCGAUCCGGCGGAUCUGAACGACGCCGACUUCCAGAAGCUCAAGGAGGCGCUCAUGACAUACUCCGUGGUGGUGAUCCCCGACCAGGCCAAGCUCAAGCCAUCGUCGCAGUACGCCAUCACCAAGCGAAUGGAUCCUUCCUGCGGAGAGGGAGCAUACGGCCACUCCAAGGAGUUCCGACACAAGCAGUCCGUGCUGGCCAAGGACGGUCAUUCAGUGCCCCACCAGCCCCAGGUCCAGAUUCUCGGCCAGGGAACCCACUACAACCACGAGGGCGUCGACCAGCUGACCCUCACCCACCCCAUCCACGACACCUUCCACAAGAACGUGCUCACCGACGAAGAAAAGGCCCAGGGAUACACCCGGUUCUACCGAUGGCACAUUGACUCGGCACUGUACGGACUUUCCCCCCCUGUCUGCACCACUCUGCUCGGAAUCGACGUGCCCCCUUCCUCCAAGCACCAGAAGGUCAAGUACACCGACACCGGCGACGAGCUCGAGCUGACCCAGGCCGCCACCUGCUUUGUGUCUGGCGCCAAUGCAUUCAAGCUGCUGUCGCCAGAGGACCAGAAGCUGGCUUUGGAAUCUACCGUCGUCUACGCUCCCCACCCUUACAUCUUCAUCUCGCCUGCCAAGGCUACUGAUGAUGGUCUGACUAUGGUCAGCGAGGGCAAGGAGAUGGAUCUCGAAAAGCUGCCCGAAUGGGAGGAAAGCAAGGUCAAGCGACUGCCCAUGGUCUGGACCAACCCCGUCACCGGCGAGCAUCAUCUGCAGGCCCACGGCUGUUGUGUCCACAAGAUUGAGCGAAAGAACGGCGAGGUUUUGCAGCUCGAGGACGCUCGAAAGGAGUUGUAUCGAAUCAUGCGACCCAACAUUGAUCCCAAGUACGUCUAUGCCCACUCGUGGAAGGCCGGCGAUCUGGUGCUGUUCCACAACCAGGGUGUUUGGCACUCCGUCACCGGUCAGUUUGCUCCUGACGAGAAGCGACUCAUGCACCAGUGCAACAUUGCUUCUGGAGUUGAUCCCGUGUGCAACGCCUAA
This is a messenger RNA of Yarrowia lipolytica CLIB122, 1119 nucleotides long. RefSeq lists its product as uncharacterized. The record is from RefSeq and is a predicted model, not a curated record. NCBI's taxonomy places the organism in Eukaryota, Fungi, Ascomycota, Dipodascomycetes, Dipodascales. Gene Ontology annotation, molecular function: oxidoreductase activity.